UGGAAAACUGAGGAUUUAACUCAAGCACUGUAACUGUCCAUCAUCAUCAUCAUCAUCAUCAGCUUCCUGCCUGCUCUCCGUCUCCACUCUCUGAUUGGCUGAGAUGACAGAGCUGAUGACCACCUGUGAGUCGGCGGUGGGCGGAGCCUCUGGAGAGAACACAGUGGCCCUCCAGGUGUUUCCAGACUCUGUGGAGCCUUUUCCAAAACUUUCCAGGAGACUCCCAUCCAUUGUGGUGGAGCCGACACAUGGAGAAGAGGUGGAGAGCGGAGAGCUCCGCUGGCCUCCUGAUGAUGUCAGCAGUGAUGUCACAGAGGGCCAUGCCCAGGUGACAGGCCUUCACUUUCCAGGUGCAGGUGCACCUGUGGAGGAGGCGGAGCCAGAGCAGCAUGCAAUAGGCGGGAUUUAAAACCUCCUGACUGUGUCCUGACUUCAUUCUCAGCCAAUCAAUGCGAAGAUCUCUGUGAUGAAGGGAGGGGGCGGGGCCCACACACCUGUAGCUCCUCCUCCAGACCGGGAGGUUGGAGUCACUUCAGGAGAGACUGAACGACUAAAAGAGAACAGAGGAGAAAACCCCAACAUGAAACUCAACAGAAGUUGAGACGUCUGAUGGUGAACGGCUCUAAAAGGAUUGUGGGAAAACAAGCAGCCGGAAAAUAUGGAAAUAUUAAAAAUACCUGUGAAACCUGAUGAAAGUGAAAGAUGAGGGACUGAAGCCACCGGCUGAUCUCUGCUGCUCUGGAUGAUUUUAUCAUCUCUUUUAGAAAAUGUGUUUAGGAAAAAUGCU
This is a messenger RNA of Xiphias gladius (swordfish), 787 nucleotides long. RefSeq lists its product as uncharacterized. The coding region runs from base 104 to 409 and encodes 101 amino acids. The transcript is spliced from 4 exons. The record is from RefSeq and is a predicted model, not a curated record. NCBI's taxonomy places the organism in Eukaryota, Metazoa, Chordata, Actinopteri, Istiophoriformes, Xiphiidae.